AUGAGAGUUGUGCAAAUUUUAAGUCUAGUCGCACAACUUGCGACGGUGGUGGGAGGGACGGCUUCGAUUUGUCAAACGCAGGUGGAUCCAAGAAAUAUCGAUGCUGCUACUCGCUCUCAAUGGUGUACAGUUCAAAUCAACACAUGCGGAACCCUCUGUGGUGGUGUCACAGAUGAAAAUACAUGUGAUAUAACAUCCCUCUGCUACUCAUGCACCUGCACUUCCAACUCCUCAUCUCCCGCUCUCCAGCUAUACACCUCCACAAUCCCAUUCUUUGUCUGCGAACAAACAUACUCAGAUUGUAUCGCAGCCGGAGAAGACGAUCCCACUGCUCAGAAAGCAUGUAGAGUCACCGAAGAACAGAAUUGCGGAACUCUAAGCCCAGAUACUGUUUCUUUUUCCGCUUCCGCUUUGCCCUCGAAAUCGACAGUGAAACCUACUCCAAUACCUCAGAUGACAUCGCAAACGGGAACAAAUACGAAUACGAACACGGAUGAAUUGAUAACCAGCACGACGAAAACGGUAACGCCAACCCCGACGGGAACGACGACUGUGUGGACUACGUCUACGGCUUCUUCUGGGUCAGGAAGUGCGGGUAAUGGGACGAUAGGGAGUGGAAGUGCGACGGGGAGUUUGUCGUCGUUUAUGGGGGUGAACGGUGUUAGUAGUAGUGGUGGUGGUGGUGGUGGUGGUGGGGGUAGUACUACAGCGUCGACGGUGUCGAGGACGAGUAGUUCGAAGACGGUGACGGGAACAGCGAUAGGAACGAGUACACCGAGUACGAUUAGUGAGGGUGGUGCUGAGAGAAUGAGAAUCGGGGGAGCGUGGGUGAUCUGGGGUGUAUUGAUGGUUGGAGGUGGAGUUGGGGUUAUGAAUUUAUAG
This is a messenger RNA of Botrytis byssoidea, 882 nucleotides long. RefSeq lists its product as uncharacterized. The record is from RefSeq and is a predicted model, not a curated record. The transcript has 3 exons. NCBI's taxonomy places the organism in Eukaryota, Fungi, Ascomycota, Leotiomycetes, Helotiales, Sclerotiniaceae. The coding region runs from base 1 to 882 and encodes 293 amino acids.